Molecule: messenger RNA, 3248 nt
Organism: Neopelma chrysocephalum (saffron-crested tyrant-manakin)
Lineage: Eukaryota; Metazoa; Chordata; Aves; Passeriformes; Pipridae
Product: all-trans-retinol 13,14-reductase-like
Exons: 10
Coding region: 1489-3204 (571 amino acids)
Source: RefSeq, a predicted model, not a curated record
UGUGUGUACCCAUUGCUCUCACAGGUGUGGAGGGGGUGUGUGUUCCCUUGCACAAGUGUGGGUGUUCACGCGUGUGCACAGCUGCCUGUGUGCACACGUGUGUGUGUGUGCAGUGCCCAACACACCAGUGCCCCACACGCCUGUGCUCCAUGCACAGGCGUGUGCACCUCCCACGGGGAGCCACUGCGUGCCAUGGGGUGACAUAAGGAACCAUAGGGUGCCACAGACUGACAUGGAGUGCCAUGACCACGGGGUCACAUAAGGAGCCGUAGGGCAUCAUGGGGUGCCACAGGGUGCCAUAGGGUGUCAUUGUCAUGGGGUGCCACAGAGUGCCACAGGGUGCCAUGGGGCAUCCUGGGGUGCCAUAGUGUCCCAUAGGGAGCCAUAGGGAGCCAUAGGAUGCCAUGGCCAAGGGAGCUGUGACCAUAGGGUGCCAUAGGGUCCCACAGGGAGCUGUGGCCAUAGGUUACCAUAGGUUGCCGUGGCUAUAAAAUGCCCUUUCCAUAGGGGGUGUGUCCAUGAGCUCCGGUGUCUUUAAGCAGGGGUGUCUGUAAGCCUGUCCAUAAUCCCCUUUGUCCAUAAGCUGCUGUGUCUAUAAGUGUCGGGGCCAAACGUGCGGGGCUUUAGUGUGUCCUUACCGUGUUGGUACCUGUCCAUCCCACCUGUGGUGACAGCCAUGUGGCCCACGCUGCUGCUGCUGGUAGCCCUGGGUGUGCUGGCUCUGGGGCGAGUGGCCCACAAGCUGCUGGCCCCGUCCGGCAACCCCUUUGCCGGGCCACCCCUGGAGCCCCCCAGGCCACUGGUGACAGACCAACGCGCCCGGGACAGGGUGCUGAAGCGGGGUGAGUGCUGAGUGUCCGUCGGGUAUCUGUCUGUCUGUGUGUCCAUCUGUCCUGUGGAAUGCUGGGCGUGCUGCCCAUUGUGUGCCCUCAUGUUGCCUCUUGCUUGUGACAGCGUGGCUGAGCACACGCGUGUGCACAGGGUGCCCAGGGAUGGCCACUGGCAGGGGCUGAGCAUGUGCACAGGGCUCAGUGCCCAGUGGGGAUCGUGGGCAGAGGCUGAGCAGGUGUGUGUGCACAGGGUUCAGUGCCCAGUGGUGGCCACAGGCAGGGGCUGAUCAUAUGCUUGUGCCCAGGGUUCAGCACCCGGCAGGUGCCAAAGAGGCUGGAUGGGGUUCCCGUGGGCAGUGAUUGAUCAUGUGUGCAGGGCUCCGGUGUCCUGUGGGUGCCGGAGUGGCUGGACAUGGGCACUGCAGGGUCACUGUGGGAUCUGAGCACACUGUCAGGUGCACUGUGCCUGCACAGGGUUCAGGGUGUCUGGUGGUGAUCACGGGCAGGGGCUGAUCACACGUGUGUGCCCAGGGUUCAGCACCCAGCAGGUGCCAGAGCGGCUGAACAUAGUGGCCAUGGGUAGUCAUUAAUCCCACAUGUGUGUGCCCAGGUUCAGUGCCCAGUGGUGGCCAUGGGCAGUGGUUAAUCCCACACAUGUAUGCAGGGUUCAGUGCUCAGUGGUGGCCAUGGGCAGUGGUUAAUCCCCCACCUGUGCCCAGGGUUCAGCCCCCAGCGGGUGCCGGAGCAGCUGGACGCCGUGGUCAUCGGCAGUGGCGCAGGGGGGCUGGCAGUGGCCACCACCCUGGCCAAGACAGGCCGGCGGGUGCUGGUGCUGGAGCAACACGACAAGGCCGGCGGGUGCUGCCACACCUUCCAGCAGCAUGGCAUCGAGUUUGACGUUGGCAUCCACUACGUGGGGCAGCUGCACGAGGGCAGCCUCCUGCGUGUGGCACUGGACCAGAUGACGGACGGGCAGCUCUGCUGGCAGCGCCUGCCCGACCCCUACGACGAGGUGACCCUGGGACCCCGGCGCUACCAGCUGCACGCCGGCAAGGUGGCCUUUGUCACCGCACUGGAGGAGCAGUUCCCCACGGAGAAGGCGGCCAUCAGGGAGUUCAUGAAGAUCUCCAAGGUGGCCUCGCGGCACGUGGCACUGCUGGCCGUGCUGAAGCUGGUCCCGCACUGGGUGGCCACCCUCCUACUCCGCUCCAGCCUCCUGUCCCUCCUGUCCCCCGUGUUCCGCCUGGCCACCACCAGCCACAGCCAGGCUGUGGCCCAGCUCACCUCUGACCCCGACCUGCGCGCCCUGCUCGGCUACCUCUUCUACGGAACGGCCCCGCGGGACUCCAGCUUCCUGGCCAACGUGCUGAUGGUUCACCACUACCAGCGGGGGGCCUGGUACCCGCGGGGGGGGGCCAGCGAGAUCGCCUUCCACGCCGUGCCCGUCAUCGAGCGCGCGGGGGGGGCCGUGCUGGUGCGUGCCCCCGUCACGCGCAUCCUCGUCAGCUCCGCCGGCACCGCCCUGGGGGUGGCGGUGCAGGUGGGGUCCAAUAAGGAGGAGCUGGAGAUCCGUGUGCCCCUUGUCAUCUCCGAUGCUGGAAUCUUCAACACCUUCGGCAAACUGCUGCCCCCCCAGAUCCGCAGCCACCCCGGUGUCCAAUCCCGCCUGGCCAUGGUGCGGCCGAGCAUGGGCUCCUUCCUGGUGUUCGUGGGGCUGCGGGGCAGCGCAGCCGAACUGGGCCUGCCCCCCACCAACUUCUGGAUCUACCCCCACAACGACCUGGACACCAUGAUGACCCAAUACGCUGCCCUGAGCCGUGACGAUGUCCCCGAAAACCUGGCCAUGAUGUUCAUCACCUUCCCCGCUGCCAAGGACCCCACCUACGAGCAGCGGCACCCAGGCCAGUCGUGCAUGACCAUCCUGACCAUGGCACGGUACGAGUGGUUCGAGGAGUGGGCCGGGAGCCUCCCCAGGCACCGCAGCUCCGACUACCAGCAGUACAAGAUGUCCAUUGCCCAGCGGCUGCUGGAGAGGGCCCUGCUCCGCUUUCCACACCUGAGGGACAAGGUGGAGUUCAUGGAGGCAGCAUCACCGCUUACCAACCAGCACUACCUGGCGGCCCCGCACGGGGCGAUGUAUGGCGCCGAGCACGACCUGGGCCGCUUCUGCCCCGCUGUGAUGGCCACCCUGAGAGCCGACACCCCCGUGAGGAACCUCUACCUGACAGGGCAGGACGUGUUCUCCUGCGGGCUGGCAGGGGCUGUGCAUGGGGGGCUGCUCUGCGCCUCGGCUGUCCUGGGCCGCCUGCUCUACCUGGACCUCCUGCUCCUCAAGAGGAAGAUCAAGCGGCGCCAGGGCCGGCACACGGCAUGAGGGGGACACCGGCCGUGGGGACACCAGGUGUGGGGACACCUGUC